This is a messenger RNA of Octopus sinensis (East Asian common octopus), 2821 nucleotides long. RefSeq names its product sex peptide receptor-like. Gene Ontology annotation, cellular component: membrane. Lineage: Eukaryota; Metazoa; Mollusca; Cephalopoda; Octopoda; Octopodidae. Gene Ontology annotation, biological process: G protein-coupled receptor signaling pathway. The transcript has 4 exons. Gene Ontology annotation, molecular function: G protein-coupled peptide receptor activity. The record is from RefSeq and is a predicted model, not a curated record. The coding region runs from base 1689 to 2750 and encodes 353 amino acids.
AGUCAUCAGAGUUUUUCAGUGAUUCAAUUAUCGAGAUCCAAUUAUAAUGAACAAAUGACUGACAUAGGAUAUAAACCAACAGAGACAGAUAAAGAGAAGAAAUACUCAAGAACACACACGGACACGGACACGGUCACACACACACACACACGUGCAAAAGACACAGGCUCACGCAUAUAUACACACACGCACUGACUCACUCACUCACACACACACUCAUAUAUAAAGUGAAAUGGGGAAGUGUGAGUGAGAAAGAUGGUAGUAGAGUAUGAGUAGCAAUGGUAGUAAAAAGACAAAGCGAGUAAGAGAGGCAGAGGGGGAGAAGAAGAGAGAGAGAUUGAAAGAGAAAAAGUCGGUGUGAAAAGAGAGAGAGAGAGACGAGUGAGUGUGGAUGAUGGUGAGGGUAAGAGGGUUGAAAGGGAAGUAAAGGGGAAAGUGUGUGGAGAGUGAAAGGGGCAGAGAGAAAGCGUAUGUCUCUAUAACAGUUGGAAAUUGUUUGUAAGAGAGAAAGGGAGAGAGACGUGAAUGAAGGAGAAAAAGCGGGAAGGAGAGACAGAGAAAAGGGUUAGAAAGAGAGAGGGAGAAACAGGGAAGAGAGGAAGUAAAAGAGAGAAGUAGGGAGAAAGGAGAGAGAGAGAGAGAGAGAGAGAGGAAGAUAGGUAGAGAAAUGCAGGAUAAUUUUGAAGUGUUAGAAAGGAAUGUAAACGACAGCUCCUAGCAACAUAAAUAAUCAAAACCAUCAAGACAGAGAAUACAUCAUUGAGAACAACAACAACAAUAACAACACCAUCAAAUGCUGCACAGGACAUCAAUAACAGCAACUACGCCAACAAUAACAGCAGCAGCAACAACAACAACAACAACAGCAACAUUAGCUAAAGCAGCAGCUGCAGUUGUGAAAAACAUUGGUAAACAACACUGGAGUAGAUACUUUUGAGACAGUAAUAGAAAGAGAGAGAGAGAAGGAGAGAGAGAUUGAAAGAGCAGGAAGAAAGAAAGAGUAGAUAAAUUUGACAAAUAAAAAUAAUUGAAAUAAAAAGGAGGGAAGAAACAAAAGUUCUUUGUAUUAUUAAUGUCACUAAAUAAUUUUUUUUUUAAGAAAACAACAGUAACGAUAACAGCACCAGCACCACCGCCAUUAGUAACAACAACAACAACAACAACAAUAAAAAUGAUAACAAAGCGUGAAGAAGAUAAAAUUUUUUUAAAUAUCGCUUAAAGAUAAUAAAAAUGCUAACACGUCCGCACAUUUGACAAAGUAUUUAACAUCGACACACAGACACGGCGAAUAAAAACGGAUACACAAGAACUUCAAUACACCUUAAAGUGGACAUAUCCGGCGCAAAUAUUCUCCCUCUUUUGUGUUCAAACUAACCAAAUCCAGCCCCUGAUGUCUCCUCAGCAGUGUUCAUCCUUAAAAUAUGCAAUCGCGACGUCAAAAUUUGGAAGAUGAAGAGAAAUUCCAAACAAUGUGAAUAAGGAUUACAUUUGGCAGCGAAAUAAACUGAAUGCCAAAGGAUUGUACAUCCAUAUCCAUGUAUCCCUUUAGUAUUUAAACUAGUCAUACCCCCAGGGUCCAAAUAUUCUACUUGUUUUAUAUUCAAACCAGCCAAAUCUGGCCUCUCACACAUACCCAACAAUGUCAUUCUUAAAAUAAAACAAUAAUCUUGUCAAACAAUCUUUACAAAAUGACGCAUUCGCAUUCAUUAUUGACGUUCGGUACUUGGUAUGCGGGCAUCCAUGGUUACUUGAGUACGUGUGUUUGUGUGUUCGGUAUUGUCACCAGUAUUUUCAACAUUACUGUUUUAUCUCGCAAGAAUAUGCGAACUCCGGUCAAUAAUAUUCUCAGUUGGUUGGCUGUUUCCGAUAUGAUCACAAUGGUAUCUUAUGUUCCGUUUGCCAUCCAUUUUUACAUCUUAAAUAACCCGAUGCAGCUGUCACCGACCAAAAACAACAAAAGCUGGACGUGGUUCAUGCUUUUCCAUUUGAACUUGGUCAACACCACACACACCAUAUCGAUCUGGUUGUGUGUUCUGCUCUCCAUCAUACGCUACGCUCAUUUAAGGUCGCCGGCCCGCGGGGAAUACGUCCGGUUACGACGGCUGAAACUAUCUCGGAUCUUCAUAAUGAGUAUUUAUGUCUUUUCGGCCGUAAUGAUGACACCAAACUUCAUAACGAAGAAAAUCGUCGAGAAACCAACGAUGGACAAUCAAACUGUCUAUCUGAUCAUUGACGAUAAUUUGAUCAAUUCCGACUCUCAGGCGGCAAUAAUUCUUAACUAUUGGCUGUACGCCAUAACAGGGAAGUUGCUGCCUUGCGUCCUCAUCUUCAUAUUCGGAGGUCUCCUUAUUUAUAAGAUACAUGAAAAGACGCGCCGGCGCAAGCAAAUGAUGCAGAUAUCUUGCGCCAAUCGGACUCGCCUCUCAGAACAUUCCCGAACAACGAAGAUGCUGUUGACGGUAAUUGUUCUGUUUCUCGUGACUGAAUUACCCCAAGGUAUAUUGAUUGUGAUGAGCAUCACCACACCGAACACCUUCGACUUCAUUUACGUACCACUCGGCGACCUCAUGGACAUUAUCGCUCUCGUAAACAAUGCUAUCAACUUCGUACUUUACUGUACCAUGAGUCAGAAAUUCAGAAACACUUUCUUUGAAGUUUAUUGCGCAUGUCUGUGUAUACAUUCCCAAAAUGAGAGCGAUCUGCCUCUCAGACAGAAAAUUGAUUCAUACAGCAACAACAACCAGGUGUGAACAGAUCUAAAAAUAAUGAAAAAACUAUGAAAUGCAGUCAAAUGAAGUGAUAUAAACACUUGUUUGUGAUU